Hevea brasiliensis (rubber tree) is the source of this 807-nucleotide messenger RNA. RefSeq lists its product as uncharacterized. The record is from RefSeq and is a predicted model, not a curated record. Bases 1 to 807 code for a protein of 268 amino acids. NCBI's taxonomy places the organism in Eukaryota, Viridiplantae, Streptophyta, Magnoliopsida, Malpighiales, Euphorbiaceae. The transcript has a single exon.
AUGGGUUAUAUGGAUAUUGCUAAUAAGUGCAUGGAUGAUGGGUAUAGUGAGGUUUGUAACAUAGGAUAUUUUAAACCUAGGGAGUCAUGGGACUUUCAAACACUUGUUUGUAAUGAUACUGAAGUUAGAAAGAUGUGGGAGGAAGGAAAUGAAUUUGGUUUUCUUAAAAUUUUUAUUGAGUUCACAGAUGACAAAGGGGAGAGUUCAAAUACUAUUACAAAUUACCUAGAGAGAAAUAAUAAUGAAUUUUAUGGCCUACACUAUGGUUCUAGUAGUAGGAAAGUUAUCAAUCAUGGGAGUGGAGUAAUUGUUGAGCCUAAUUGCCAAAUGCAAAUAGAAAUGCCACUAAACAAUGCUCUUAUGUUCAAUGAAAGCAGUAAUGACACAGAUGAUGAGGACUUUCAAUCAAUAAUUAAUAGUGAAGAAGAAAACUCAAUUGAUGAGAGUUUAGUUAAUGAAUAUGAGACAAAGGAUGAGGAAUUUCUAAUAGCUUUGAAAAAUAGGAAGCAAUUCAAGGAAACACUAGUCAGUGAUGGAAUAAAUGCUGAGUCAAUUGAUGAUGUGUUAGGCAGUUCACAUCCUAAUAGUACUAAAAACGUGAAUCCUGCUUAUGAUAAGUGUGUUGAAACUGAAAAUUUCAAUGAGUAUGAAGAAUUUGAUGAUAAGGGGUUUAAAACUCCUUAUACAAGCGAUGAGAAUGAUUUAGGUGACUCCAGCAAGAAGAAAAGGAAGGGGCAAAUUGUGUACAAUCCAAGCUGUGAUCACACUUCACUUGAGUUUGUUAUAAGAAUGCUUUUUGAGAAUUGA